Messenger RNA from Hipposideros armiger (great roundleaf bat), 1659 nucleotides. Its product is annotated as solute carrier family 22 member 9-like. Gene Ontology annotation, molecular function: transmembrane transporter activity. Gene Ontology annotation, biological process: transmembrane transport. The transcript has 8 exons. NCBI's taxonomy places the organism in Eukaryota, Metazoa, Chordata, Mammalia, Chiroptera, Hipposideridae. The record is from RefSeq and is a predicted model, not a curated record. Bases 295 to 1659 code for a protein of 454 amino acids.
GGCACUGCUGACAGAAUUUUCACCAAGUAGACCUUUAAAGAGUUUUUAUUGUCAGCUGCUGGAAGUACCUAGGCAAAAUAUUUCUCUUUGACUUUAAAGAAAACGGCUACCUACCUGAUCCCCAAACAACUUGGAGAAGCAGCUGCGGAGGUGAGACAAGGCUCAUUGAGGAGAAAGUGUGGUCAGGAUCAACACAUACUCAAUGUGACAGAGUGGAAGGAAACCUUUCUUCUCUUUGACCUUUCCUAGAUACAGUCAUCGGGACUCCUCUUGGGAAUUACCUGUUCAUCCUCCAUGGCCUUUCAUCAGCUCCUGGAGCAAAUUGGAGGUAUGGGCAGAUUCCAGGGUCUUCAGAUAGCUUUUGUUUGUAUCUCCAUCCUCAUGGUGUACCCUCAUAUUCUACUGGAAAACUUCACUGCAGCUGUCCCUGAUCACCGCUGCUGGGUCCACAUCCUUGACAAUGACACUGUCUCUGCUAAUGGCACUGGGAUCCACAGGCAAGACAGUCUCCUGAGAAUUAGCAUCCCACUGGACUCAAAUCUGAGACCGGAAAAGUGUCGUCGUUUCUUCCAUACUCAGUGGCAACUCCUUCACCUGAAUGGAACUUUCUCCAACGUGAGUGAGCUGGACACGGAGCUCUGUGUGGAUGGCUGGGUGUAUGACCAAAGCUCCUUCUCUUCCACCAUCAUCACUGAGAUGUAUUGGUUUGGAAGGAGGUUAAUUUUCAGAUGGUGUCUCUUCCAAUUAGCCAUUGCUGACUUCUGUGUAUCCUUUGCUCCCACCCUCCUCAUUUACUGCUUGCUACGCUUCUGGGCUGGCCUUUGUACCACCAGCAUCCUGACAAAUAGUGUAUUGCUUAUUAUCGAAUGGACAAUGCCCAGAUUCCAAGCCAUGGGAAUGGCAAUGUCAAUCUGCUUUGCUUCUAUGGGACAGAUGCUUCUGGGAGGACUGGCUUUUGUCAUUCGAGACUGGCACAUCCUUCAGCUGGUGCUUACUGCACCAUUAUUUGNGUUUGCACUUCUGUCUUCUUUGAUCAGGUGGCUGGCAGAGUCUGCUCGGUGGCUGAUUAUUUCCAACAAACCCGAGGAGGGCUUAAAGGAACUUAGAAGAGCUGCCCACAGUAAUGGAAUAAAGAAUGCUGGAGACAGCCUGACCAUGGAGGUUUUGAGGUCCACCAUGCAGGAGGAGCUGGAGGCAGCAAAGAUCAAACCUCCUGUGUGUGACUUGUUCCGUACCCCCAACAUGCGUAAAAUGAUCUGUCUCCUGUCCCUUGUGAGAUUUGCAAUCUUAGUGCCCUUUUAUGGCCUGGCUCUCCACCUCCAGUACUUGGGGAGCAAUAUUUACCUGUUCCAGGCCCUUUUUGGCAUCAUCACCCUGCCAGCCAAUUACGUUGCACUUUUGGCACUGAAUCACCUGGGCCGUCGAGUAAGCCAGGUGCUUUUCAUGUUCCUGCUGGGAAUCUUCAUUCUGGCCAUCACAUCUGUGCCUCCAGAAAUGCAGACCCUGCGUGUGGCUUUGUCAACUUUGGGAGUAGGAUUUUCUUCUGCGUCUGUCAUGUGUUCUUGUGCCCAUGGAAAUGAACUAACCCCCACUGUCAUCAGGUACAGAAUCUCAUGGAAGCUCUAUCAGGGUCAAAACAGACAUUUCUCAGCUAAGUAA